Molecule: messenger RNA, 2101 nt
Organism: Onthophagus taurus
Lineage: Eukaryota; Metazoa; Arthropoda; Insecta; Coleoptera; Scarabaeidae
Product: dynein regulatory complex subunit 2
Biological process (GO): axonemal dynein complex assembly; regulation of cilium movement; cilium-dependent cell motility
Cellular component (GO): axonemal dynein complex; axoneme
Source: RefSeq, a predicted model, not a curated record
UAAUUAUUUAUUUUAUAUUAAGUUUACAUCUUAUAUUUAAGUUACUAGAUGUCGGUAAAUGUCGAUAAAGUAGAAUUGUUAUUUUCUGUUUGUUUCCAUAGAAACCAUUCAACAACAAUAUCGAUUUUUAGGUUAACUUAUAAACUCAAUUUAUUUAAAUAAAAAGGAUUAAGUUAAUAUUAAAAAUGGGUAAAAAAUCGAAAAGUUUUGCAAAUAAACUUGCAAAAAUGUCGGAUGAUCAGCGUGCGAAAUACAUGCAAUUGAAAGCCGAUCAAGAGGAGGAAAAUCGCCGCAGAAAAGAGCAACUUUUAAACACGUUUAUGAAAAAUAAAAUUCGCAAAGAGGACGUUUUUUCCCGUUUAAACAAAGCAAAAAUUAACUUGGAGUGGCACCAAUUUUUAAGGCAAAAGAAAUGCACCGAGAUGAAAGAGAAUUGCGAACAUUUAAGACGAUGGCUUGAAAGAACGUUGAAUAUAAAAAAUAAAGUCAUCGAUAAUUUAGUUAAAGAACUCGAUGAGGCUGAGUUUCAAUACUCAAACAAUUUACAGUCGCAUUUAUUGCGUAUCGAUGAGAUGCUUAAGUUUUUCAAGACUUAUUCGCAUCAAUUAAAGGAACAAUUCGAUUGCGAUUUAAGUAUAUCUUUAGACGAGUGGGUUUUUGAAGGGGAAAUAAUUAAAAAUCGCUCUGAGGGUGAUAUCGAACAUCUUAAAACGAUCUUUUUCGGACAAGAACAUCAAGGGGAGAACGUUUUGCAAGAACAACAUGAUUAUUACUUAAAAAAAUUGGAUGAAUUUGCAAAAGAGAAUAAACAAGAAUUACAACAAUUAAAGAAAUGUAAAGAGGCACUGUCUGGUGAAAUUUGGUCAAAAAUUUUAUUAACAAUUAAUAUUUACGUAGAUAAAACGGAUAAAAGGCGUGCUCAAUUAGCUGAGAUGCAAAGAAUUGAUAAUGAAUUUUCUGAGGAAAUUAAUAAAAAUGUGGAAAAAAUUAAGUUGGAAGAAAUACAAAUCGAAAGAUAUCGGGGCGAAUUAAAAACGUUAGUUUCACAAAGAACUGAGAGUAUAAAUUUUUUAAAAAACACGAUUAAUGACUUAAAUAAGUUAACCUUAAAUUUAAAAAUGAGGUUAAAAAAGGAUUUGGAUCGUGAUGAAAAGAAAUUGAGGGUUUUGAGUGAGUCCGCAAAAGAAUCGAUGGAUGAGUUAAGGAAAUGGGAACGAAAAGGGGAGUUUUUGUUGGGUUUGGCUCAAAAUUGCCGAAAAUACGAAACGCAAAAAGAGAAAGUUUUAAGAUUUUCUAAGAAUGAAGUGAAUAAAGAGGAAUUUUUUGUUGUUGAAGAGGAAAAUAAUUUAAACGGUUUUAUGAAAAUUAAUAUUCAAGAACAAAAAGAUGAAGAAAAAGAUUCCGAGGAAAUCGAAGAAGAAGAAGAAGAAGAAAAGGUUGAAAAUGAAAUUUUUAAAACCGCAACUUAUAAAAUCUUAAUUAAACAAAAAUUUAAAUUAAAACCGAUCAAAUCGGAGAUUAAUUUAAGCGAAAAAGUACAAAAAGAACUCGAAACAUUCGAAUUAAAACAAAAAUGUUUAAAAAAACCGAUUGAUUUAAUCCAACAAGCACCAAAAUCGUCAAAACCUACGUCAACCGGCAUUAUCGAUGAAUCUUUAGACUAUUUAAUGAAAUUGAACGGAAUUUGGAACCUUUUUAAUAAAGUCAAAAUAGAUUGUGGGGAUUUAAAAGCAGAAAAGUUGAUUUUAUUGGAAGAAAAUCAACGUUUAAAAUGUUUGUUAAAACGAAUUUUAGAAGAAGCAGUUUUGGAAUCGAGAAACGUUGAGAAAAAUAAAGUUAGAAGGUAUUUUUCGGCGCCCAUUAGGUACGCUUAAAUCCACAAAGACUUUUUUUGUAUUAACUACUCAACUCAACAAGAAGAAGUCUUUAAAUAUUUAAGAAAUACUCGAAAGUGUGUUUAAAUAGAAUUUAUUUGCUUUUAACUUCUAAAAGUAGAUUUUUAAUUUUGACGUUUGAGAUUGUGUUCAUUAUAAUUUGAAGUAUUUAUUUGUAGUUACAGGUAAUGUUAAUAGAUGGCGGUAAUGUCGAUUGAUUAUUGAAA